Molecule: messenger RNA, 2175 nt
Organism: Hydra vulgaris (swiftwater hydra)
Lineage: Eukaryota; Metazoa; Cnidaria; Hydrozoa; Anthoathecata; Hydridae
Product: neuropilin-2
Source: RefSeq, a predicted model, not a curated record
CGUGUUAAAUAUUUUAAUUUAAACGUUUUUAUGUGAUUGUAUUAUUUACUUAAAGAAAAAGAAUUGAAACUAUUAAAAAAUAUUAAAAAAUGAAAAAACUUGCAAAAAUCAUACUUAUACUAAUGGCUUUAGAUAACUUGUUUUGUGAUGAAGUAAAGUUUCCCACAUUAAACUUUCAAUUUCUCAACGAACCAAGUGCUCCAAUACAAACAAGAGUCAAUGAUACCAUAGAAUACUCAUUUCUUCUGCAAAAUAUUAACACAAGCGACAUAUAUGAAAACAAUACUUCUGUGAUCAAAAUCUCUAUCACAAUAUUAUUGUCACCUUUUGUGAAAAUUCAACAUGCUUCCUAUUUACACCCCAACACAAAAUAUCUUAUUGAAAAAAAUGGCAAUGUUAAGCUUCAGCUUGAGGAAUUGGAGUUAUCAAGAAAAGCAUAUUUUAACUUUACUGCUCGGAUAUCUGAUGAGUUUUUACAACCUGGUUUUCAUAACGUUUUAAGUGUUGUUAAACUAUCUUAUGAUUAUUUUUCACCUGUCAAAGAAAGGAGUAAAGAUAUCACAGAACAAUCUUUUAUUGAGAAGUUACCUAUUGUUAUUCAAGGAUGUGAGUCACCAUUAGGAAUGACAGAUGGCGCUAUAAGUUUUUAUCAAUUUUCCUAUUCUUCUGCUUAUGAAGAUCUGUUGCCCGAUAACGCACGAUUUGGCAAAGAUGCUUGGUGUGCUAGCAUAAAUGAUGACAAACAAUAUGUGGAGGUGUUGUUUCAAUCAAAGUCAAAAAUUACAGCCAUCUCUACAUGGGGAAGAAAAACAUUUGCAUCCUGGGUUAAAAAAUAUAAGCUCAUGUUUAGUGAUGAUGGUAUUAAAUGGGAAUACUAUUCUGAAAAUGGAUAUGGAGCAAAGAUUUUUAUUGCUAACAUUGAUCAAAAUACUGAAGUGAAACAAUGGUUAUUGAAAGCUAUAACUGCAAAUUAUUUGAGAAUUCAGCCUAUUGAUUGGCAUGAAGCCAUUUGCUUGAGAUUUGAAUUGUAUGGCUGCCAACACAGCACUGUCAGAAACUGUAUUAAUCCAUUGAGCACAGAAAUUAGUGAAGAAUUUUUAAAAAAUCAAAAAAUUGCUUCCACUUCUAUUGAGUAUAAAUCUGCUGAAGAAAAUGUUUUUAGAUGGAAGGUUGUUACAAGUUCAGAAUGGCUUCAAAUAUAUCUUGGGUCAAUAUACAUGCUGACAAAAAUUGUGUUGCAAGACUUUCACAACAGAAAUGUAUCAAGUUACUUGGUCCAUCAUUUAAAUAUUGGAUACAGUAACAACACAAAAGAUUGGUCUUAUACAAAUAAAAAUAAUCAGCAUGUUGAUGGAUAUCUAAAAAUAACUCUCAGAAAUGAUACUUUUUUUAUUGAACUACCUUCUGGAGUUGUUGGAAGGUAUUUGAGAAUCAGUCUUAAUAAUACCUCAUUUUCAAAAAUUAUUGUGACUGAGUUAUAUGGUUGCCUAUUUGAGAAGAAUCUUCAACAUGAAAGUGUUCUCUCUUUUUCCUCUAAACUAAAGUUGUCAAGAAGGAGUAUAUUACUAGACUCUAACCAGCAAUUGUUUGUAUGCCUUUAUAAUGAUAACAGAUUGAGUCCAUGUUGUCGGAAAACACUAGAUGGAAAAAAUUGGAAAGAUAUGCCUUCUAAUGUCAUGAGUAUCAUUUCUUACUUAAACAAAACUGGAAAAGUAUUUGCUGUUGAUCGUGACAUGAAUAUUUUAAUAAACCGGUAUGGCAGUGAUGAAUGGCAAUCUGUAUCAAGAGAAGAAUGGGACCAAGUUGAGAGCUCAGAACACUUGUUAAAGGCAUUAAAUAUUGAGGAUAUUCUACCGUAUAAUGAGCCUAUUGACGCCUUGACAAUAAAGUCUGGCAAGCAUAUAUGGGGAGUAUCAAAUAAAGGCGUACAUCUGAAACUACAGGGAGAAUGGAGACUUGUUAGCUCGUGGGUUUGCUGCGAAUAAAAGACGCAAAUAAAAAUUUUUGAAUAGAUUUUAGUAUUGUAACCUUAUUUUUUUAUGACACACGACGACAUUUAUUUCGAACUUGUCAAUAAUAAAUAUGAUAAAAUAGUUAUGUUAAUUUUGAUUAUGAUUAUUAAUUAUGUUGAAAAUAUAAAUAUGAAGGUAUAAUGAAAACAUAAAGGUAUAAACA